CAAAGCUGUCAUUGUUUUGAAGUACUAGAUUGUCUUUUUUUGCUUCUGAUCAGUUCAAAACAAAAGUGCGGUUGAGUUUUAAUUUUUUUGCAAUUUCAGCGAAAAAUUAAGUAGUAUUUUUAAGCAAAUAUAAUAAUUAAUCAUUAUGUCCCUGUUAACCCUGCGCCCACUGCUGGCUAGGAACCGCUUUGGCCCUCUUGCCCUAAUCCGCAUGGUCGGAACCAUUCCUGUGCUCAAACAAAGCCGGUGCUAUGCGACGGCUAAAAGAGAAAGUGCCGAGUCCACGUCUCUGUCGGCUGCCACUGAUAGGGCAGACGUUUCCACCGAUGUCCGGCCCCUGGGAGAGCGUGUCAAGGAGAAUACUAAAACCGCCAGCUAUAUGGGGGUGAUUCUGCUAGGAGUCGGGGUGACUAGUGUGCUGUUCUACGCAAUCUUCAAGGAGCUGUUCUCGUCUAACAGUCCGAACAAUAUCUACACGGAGGCGCUGGAGCGAGUAAAGGAUGAGCCAAAGGUGAAAGAUGCUCUGGGUGCUCCGAUCAAAGGGUUCGGAGAGGAAAGCCGGCGAGGUAGAAGGAAUCAUGUGGCGCACACGUCCUAUGUGCGCGAUGGUGUUCAAUACAUUAGGAUGCAGUUUUAUGUUCAAGGGAUUAGAAAUAAAGCAACCGUGCAUUUAGAAAAGAGAAUGAAUGAUUCCGGAGACUAUGAGUACCGAUAUCUUUUUGUUCAGCUGGAUUAUUAUCCGCACAGUACAAUUAUUCUGGAGGAUAACCGCCUGCAGCAGGAUGCUUUGAAAUCUCUUCCGAGUUUGCAAACCAUUGUUUGAACAGUAUCAACAAGAUUCUGUUGAAAAAAAAAACUUUGAUACGUCUUCUUUGUAAAUAUGUUAGGUUUUUAAUGUUCAAUACGCUACUUUGGGAAAGAAAUGGAGAUUUCUUUUUACAACAACUGAGUAUCAUUUAUUCAUAAACAA
This is a messenger RNA of Armigeres subalbatus, 970 nucleotides long. Its product is annotated as mitochondrial import inner membrane translocase subunit Tim21. Gene Ontology annotation, biological process: protein import into mitochondrial matrix. The transcript has 3 exons. The coding region runs from base 146 to 823 and encodes 225 amino acids. Gene Ontology annotation, cellular component: TIM23 mitochondrial import inner membrane translocase complex. The record is from RefSeq and is a predicted model, not a curated record. NCBI's taxonomy places the organism in Eukaryota, Metazoa, Arthropoda, Insecta, Diptera, Culicidae.